GACAAACACUGAAAUAUUCAAAAAUAUAACAGCAGCAGCAGCCGUGGUUCCCCCCUUCCAAGGCUUCAGCUGGAAUGAAAACUGCCUUUCAUUGCAAGUUUGCCAUCUCCUCUCCUCUGUUGUGUGAGCUGAUAAUGCACUAUCAGAGCUAGCAGGACUCUAUAUAGAGGGGCUCUCUCUUCCACCCUCACUAAGUCUGAAACGGUCUGCUCCUUCUGAAUCAUAUGACGCUUCCCCUUGAUUCGCUGGCGUCAGAAGGAGCUCCCAGAGAUUUACUCUAGAAGGACUUUACCCUCCACCUGCAGGACUGCGCUGUCAAGAGUAAUAAACAGGAACAAGCACACAGCUGGUUGGCACACAAAGGAUACUGCAUUCCUAAAUCUCCAAGCUUCACAGCUCAGCUACACAGCAUUUCAACACAGAGAAAGAGGGACCCACUGUGGCCAGAUAGGUCCCUGGUUGGUGCCCCAGAGCUGUAGUGAGGAAUGAAUGGUCCAGCAGAUCCCUCAAGCCUACUCCUCAACUCCUCCCUGGAAACUUCAGAACAAUGUGGCAAAGAGACCCAUACAGAGAACAUCCUUUUUGCCACAUUUUAUCUCUUGGAUUUCAUCCUGGCUUUUGUUGGCAACACCCUGGCUCUUUGGCUCUUCAUCCGGGACCAAAAGUCAGGCACUCCAGCCAAUAUUUUCCUGAUGCAUCUUGCUGUGGCCGACCUGUUUUUUGUGCUGGUUCUACCCACCCGGCUGGUAUAUCACUUUUCUGGCAAUCACUGGCCAUUUGGCGAGAUCCCAUGCAGACUCAUUGGCUUCCUUUUCUAUCUCAACAUGUAUGCCAGUAUCUACUUCCUUAUGUGCAUCAGCGUUGACCGCUUCCUAGCCAUCGUGCACCCUGUGAAGUCCAUCAAACUCCGCAGGUCACUCUACGCCCACUUGGCAUGUGCCUUUCUUUGGGUUAUAGUUGCUGUCGCAAUGGCACCCCUGUUGGUCAGCGUGCAGACAGCCGAGAUGAACAACACGACUGUCUGCCUACAGCUCUACAGAGAGAAGGCAUCACGCCAUGCUCUCGUGUCGUUGGCAGUGGCAUUCACCUUUCCAUUUGUUACUACAGUGACCUGCUACUUAUUGAUUAUCCGUAGCCUGAGGAGUGGCAACAGAAUUGAGAAGCACCUGAAGGAAAAAGCCAUCAAGAUGAUCAUCGUUGUCCUAAUGAUCUUUCUGGUCUGCUUUGUACCCUAUCACAUCAAUCGCUACAUUUACAUUCUCCAUUAUGACGGCACCAAGACUUCCUGUGAAACCCAGCGAGUCCUGGCACUCAGUAACCGCAUCACUUCCUGCCUCACCAGCCUGAAUGGUGCCCUUGACCCAGUGAUGUAUUUCUUUGUGGCUGAGAAGUUCCGUGAGGCCUUGUGCAGCUUGUUUUGUGGCAAAAGAGUUGCAAUGAUGCCUCCAAGUUAUGAGGGGAAGACAAAUGAGAGCUCACUAAGUGCUAAAUCUGAACUGUGAGCAAGUGAUCAUAUUUGCUGUCAAUUCUGGGCACAACACAGCCAAAAGACUCUCUAGAGAGUAAAGGCAAGUGACCCCAAAGACAAAGAUGUUAUUCCCAGAGUCAGUAUCAUUCUUGCAAUAUCAAGGAGGAGAGUUCAGUUAUUCUAUGCAGCUACAACCAGCAAGGGCUCAUCUCUGCCAGCAGACAGAUUCUAAUCUCAGUAAAUCACAAGACAUCUGAACAUGAAUGCAACAGCAGCAGCAUCUGUUGCCCAAUCCUGAAGCUGGGACCUGAAUAUUUAGGGAUGGAGGAAGGAAACAAGAAUUUAAUUAAAUCAUGAUUUCUUCUUCUAAGAGUUUUAUACUCAAGGCUCGUUCAAGCAAAUGUUGGCCACCCUGAGAAACAGAACAACUGGAAUUCAAGGACUAAGAUUCAAGGGGUGAUUGCUCCCUGCCCAAAACACACACCGUCCCCCGAAAUCCUAUGUUGUGCCAGCCAGAGAGAUUCAGUCCUGGGGUAUCAGAGGAGAAUAGUAGUGUCUCUAGAUCUAUUGUGAAUGUUCGUAGAGAGUUGGGGAGAUACAGUAUGAGUGCUGAAGAGGGAGAAGGGGAAACCUGUCGCUGGAAUAAAUGGGAGACAUCCUGAUUCUCCAGGGAUGUCAAGUUAUUGUUGCCACAGACCUCUUGUCUAUGCCCAGGAUGUGGGCAUGAGCAGUAAACAUAAUGCUAAUAUUUCAACCUGUCCUUGGGUUUGUGGGCCAAGGCCCCAGCAGCUGUCUUCAGUUACAGGCAGCAUUUUCUGAACUAGCCUUGGGGUGUAGUCCUGUUUGAAUGAUCAGUCACCUUAAUAAUCUCAGGCUAAAAUAAAAGGGAAUGGAAAGAAGUUUCAUGAAAAUCAGUAAAGGGAAUAUCUUCCAUUGGUUUAUAAAUGGUGAACCCUAAAACUCUGAAUCCCCGUAAAAAUAUUAGCCAAGAAGAUGAAAAGUAGAUGUGCUAAAAGUGUGAAACCCAGCCUGCUUGGGAAAAGCUCUUUAGAGUGUUUUAUAAUUAUUUACAUUCUGUCUCAUGUGUUUUAUUUGGUCUGAAAAACAUUUCAUUUGCUACAUAGGAUCACUAACCUAGUUUAGCUUAACUACCCUCACUGAUAAAUGCUACACCCAAUGGAACACAUCUGGGUAACAAGACAAGAAGGGGAGGUAGGAGAAAUCCCAUGGUAUAAAAGGAGAAGAGCAGAAGAUUCCAUUAUGUCCACUAGGAACCUUGCAAAGCCAAUCAUAUUUGCCUCUGAAGUGCUUAGAUACGGCAGUGAUGAGCACUAUAGAAAGCCAUAUGAUAGAUCAAUCUUAUUUACAUAUUCUACCCAUGUCACUGGGAAGGAGCUCUCUACGUCUCCAAGAGUUUAGAUCCUAAAUUAUGAAAUCAACAGCUUUUUAUCUUGGUUAAGUUUCUGGAAUCCUGACUGCUUUCCCAGCCGGUACCCAGCACUGCUCAAAGGCACUGGCCAAUCAGAGACAAAAGCCAAGAAGCCAAAAGGAAAAUCCAUUAACCGUAAUUUUGGAAGCCUAGGGACUGGUGUUAUAUGGAGGAUUACUUGAAAGGGAACUAAUUAUGGGAGGUUCCCUGGUGGACAGGGUGAAGCAAAUAAUCCUCUUUCCUUUUUCCAUGUUGAUCAUGUCAGCGGGUAGGAACAUCAACUUAAUGACUCUCCCAACCCCUGCUGGACAGAGGUAUAACAGUCUGAAGUUAAUCCACUGUGCUUCAGAAUUCAAAACUAUCUGCCAAACUGUCUGUCUCUCUUCUUACUGGGAUGUGCUUUUGUACAAGUUUCCUGUCCUGCUUGUAUUAGUUUUGCCGUUCAUUUUUUUAAAACAAAAAACUUUUUGGACUUGUUUAUACCUGUUAUACAUAUAUAAAAUAAAUAGUUUCAAAGGACCAGUGAAGAGAUGGUCUUUAUAUUAACAGAGGCUCCCCCUCAGUCUCUCAUUAUGCCCAGGGUUCUCACUCAAUCAGCGAAUAGCCUGCGCAGAGACAUCCCCCUUCAUCUCUCACAUGCAGGCCAGCAUCACGACUGGAAUCAUUUCCCUCUCCAGUCAGACUCCUGCCCAUUCGCCCAACACUAUCCACAGUCUAUUGGCAUUCUGCCUUCAGGCCCCUCCUCUACCCAUAUUUUGUUGGAUAGUCAGUGUCCUGUCUAUUGCCCUUUCUCUACUCAUCUCUCACUUUCCAACCACUCAUUCCUACUCCGGCCACUUUGUUUUGUUUUACUGUGCUAAAGCUCCUGCUCCCACAAUAUACCGGGCAAUAUACCGGGCAAAGCCCCUGUGGCUCUGCUCUCUCUUACCUGCCAGCAUUUUUUACGAAGCCUAGGUCGGCAAGUGCCACAUCACAGAGCUCACAACGGAAGCAUUCUGGGUGCCAAUUAUUAUUCAUUGCCUUGAUCACACGUCCAAUGAUGAACUCACCUUGGAAAGAAAAACACAACUCUUAGCUGCAAACAGAACCAAAUUUCAGCAAAAAUCUCUCCCGCACAUCCACCACCGUUCCUUUUCAAUGCCACAAGGCUCAGUAUAUUCUGACUUGCUGAAAAUACCACUUCCUCUCAAAAGAGUACCAGAAGCACACCUUCAUUCCUAACCACUAACAGAGUAAUUCUCUGUUCCUGUCCAGAGAGCCUGAUGCUUAGGAUGACCCCAGGGUUAAAAUUUUCAUCCCCAGUGAUCCUUUGCCCCAUGAGUUCUACUCAGGGAAGAGAAGAGACUAAAUAGUUUUGCACAUGGAGAUCUUACCGCAUUGCCCACAGCAGGGUGCAAACAGCAUCUGGAAAUCAUGCUCACAAUACUUUCGACCCUCAAACUGUUAACAAAACAAAGGAGAGAAAAUCCUUAGUGAAUCACAAAACUGUUCACUGUAAAAAUUCAGACUCUAUUAUUAGAGUUUGCAGUGGCAAACUUGUAAAGGUUGAGCAAGUGUUUCCAUUUCCAACCCAUUCUUCAGUUGCUUGUCAUUGCCUUGAAAAAAAUCUUUCACUUUCCAUACUUUUUCUCAAUCCUAUGGAGAAUUUUCUUGGACAAUGGAGCCAAAUUAAUGUGGGCAAAGAUACAGGGGAAAACCAAAACCCACACAAAACUCCACUGUUCCUGUAAUUAGCUUUUCUUGUCAUUUUCUUCUGGGUUUUCAUACCUCAAAAGAGCUCAAAUUUUACAUGAUUGUUUUCCACACAGAAAAUGAAAAAGAGCUUAGCAUUUUAAAAAUUAGAUAGUUUUCAAAUUACGUUUGUACAUGUGCUGUAAAAAAUUUUACAGACAAGUUCACUAAUUUUGGUUACCCAAUUUGAGAAGCUUUGUGCCAAAUUUUCCGAAGACCCAAGAACCCACUCAUGCCCUAUUUCCAUAUGCAGUGCUGAGCACUUUUUUUUUCUUUUCUCCCCUUCUCCCAUCCCCCACUUUUCUUUAAAGAAAGAAAGAAACCGUGAAAUUAAAUACAGAAAAUUAAAUUAGUGCAGUAUUAGGGGUGAGAAACUGAACACACAAAAAUCAGGAAUUCAGAAGCGAAGAUUCUGACAGAAACAUUAAGCCCCAGCUUUUAUUCUACCAUUUAGGUAUUUAAGUACCUGUCCUAAUUUGUGCUUGCAAGUUAGGUACUUAUCCAGCUCUAUGCUAGUAUUUAUGCCUACAACUUUAUAUGAACAAAACACAGGGACAACUUUAAUGUGUGUGAAACUGAGAUCCAUCUGAAAACUGGGCCCUAAAAGGAUGCUUUCAGGUCAAAUGUGGCCAAAAAUUUAGACUUUAUACAACGUGCUUUUUAAAUAGACAGGAUGUGAAUGCAAUGUGGUCAAGUUAACAUGGAUAUAGGAAUCUUGUGUUAUGAAUUUCCCAACUUCUGCAUGUAUGGUUUUUAAUUUAGUUUUAUUUUCGAAAUAUGUAUUUUUCUGUUCCACUGCAUCCUAAUUUUGCUUAAUUUAUGUUUAACCGGGAUGAGGGGAAAAUGACUUUCUAACACAACUCUGGAUUUGUCAGUCAAGUCAAUGAUGAUAAAGCUUAGGAUCAAAAGAAAUGAAAAACAACAAGAUUAGGGAACUGAAAUUCACAUCCCCACAAAGUCUCCCCAUUACUGGUCAACUGGCCAGACAGAUAUCCCAAGGAGGAAGACAGCAGUACAUUUAAAUUUAAGGCUAGUUUAGAGUAUGAUCAUUUCAAGGUUAAGAGACACAGAAGCCUACGGGGAGGGAAAAGGCUGAGGGGACUGCUGACAGCACAGGGCCCAUCUAAGCUAAUAUGGAGACCCGUGAAGCAAUCUGACUGAGCCCCUCACUGGAAAGAUAAGAUUCUGCGGACAAUUUCCCGCAUCAUCUGCCCCACCAACUUGGAGGAAAGAGUCAGGGGAAGAAUGUGGAAGAGGAAUGAGUAACAAGUGUCUGUGAAGAACUGAAGGAAUAAUUGACAGUGAUUUCCUGACAACAUGAGGAUGUGGGAACCUGAAAUGUAUCUUAGCCGUCACAUGGCAAUGGUAAAGAUCACAGCGUCACUUUUCUCUCAACCUGAACAAGCAGCUAUAUUAAAAUAAGGAAAAUGGUAAUAUCCUACAGCUACAAUGCUUCUUCCUAUCUCAGACCCUCCUGCCUGGCUUCCUGCUAUAGUUUUAAAGAAAAAGUUCCUGUAUGCUCACAUCAGCCAGGGUCACGAAAUAGAAGAAGACUGAAGGGGAAUGUUGAAAAAGAGAAGAUUGAACAAAUUGGGUUUGUUUAGUCUGGAGAAGAGAAGACUGAGGGGGGACAUAACAGUUUUCAAGUACAUAAAAGUUUGUUGCAAGGAGGAGGGAGAAAAACUGUUCUUCUUAACCUCUGAGGAUAGGUCAAGAAGCAAUGGGCUUCAAUUGCAGCAAGGGCGGUUUAGGUUGGACAUUAGGAAAAACUUCCUGUCACAGUGGUUAAGCACUGGAAUAAAUUGCCUAGGGAGGUUGUGGAAUCUCCAUCAUUGGGGAUUUUUAAGAGCUGGUUGGACAAACACCUGUCAGGGAUGGUCUAGAUAAUACUUAGUCCUGCCUUGAGUGCAGGGGACUGGACUAGAUGACCUCUCGAGGUCCCUUCCAGUUCUAUGAUCUCAUAUCUGCAGGGAAUUACAGUUAUCUCCACUGAUCUCCCAGUCAGCACACAACAUCUCACACUCUCAUGUCAUGUGGCACUGGACCAUGAGCAUUUCACCUUGACCUGACAAGGUAGCCCCUCAGUCCCCUCACACCGGUGACAGAGGCCCCUGCUGCUUCAGAUUUAGCAGUAAAUGUCUGACUCAGCCCUCUGAGAGGGCUAGUUACACUGGGAAGGAAAAGGCAGACAGAAACACUGAUAGCAGGCAAAGAACCACACUUGAAGCUUUAUCCUGUCAGAUGUUGAGUGCUCUCAGUUUUCACAGAGUUCACUGAGAGCCACAGAUACUCAGCAUCUCCCAGGAUCAGGUUUUUAAAAGGGGAAGUCAAGAAACUUCCUAUAGCUUCACAUAGGCAGUAAUCUCACCUCAUAGAAGAGUCCAUCUGGGAACUGUCGGAAACACUGAGCACAGACAAAGCAGUUCUCAUGAUAGAGCUCCCCAUUGCUAUUCACAAUCCUCUCCGAGGGAUCAAAGCGAGCCUGGCAGCGCUCACACACUGCAUUUGCGAGGGCAUCAGACAUAUUACUGAGAAGGAAAUAAAGGUCAGUGUCAGAACAUGGGCAAUGUCACAGCUAUCAAAUGAAUAUGCAUAAAUCACACAAGUAACAUUAGUGUCACCAUCAGGGAGUUUCUUCUUGUUUUUCAUCCCUUUUUGCACGAAUAAGUACGACGAAAAUAAUGCAGCAUGCAGGGGAAUGGAAUCAGCAAGUUAUUCAGAAUCAACAUCCGAUAUUUGUUUACAUCCGACACAGGUGGAGGUGACAGCCACACAGUAAUUUGCAGAACUAUAUGAUGGAUUCAUUUAUCUUACACCUUUGACCACCUUGCCUGCCCUUUGUUCACAAAUUCCCCUCUUACCUACUUAUUCCAGACAUACUCCAUUAAAACACAAAAUAAAUUAAAACCCCUGCAGAGAAAUGUUUUCUCCUCUUCUCCUCAUAUGCAUAACUGCCCCACCCCCUUUCAACAAACAUCACACUUGCCUGAGACCUAGGAUGGGAAAGCAUGAGGCCAGGCGUUCUAUGUAUUAAAAUGUCAUAGCUUUAAAGUCCUAUCUCUCAUGUCCCUGCAGGGUUAGGAAUGGCAACUUCAAAAAAUGGGGAAGAUUCCCAGUUUCCAAAUGGGAUCAGUUUUCUUUUAAAAUCCCGAGUAUCCACAGAGUAUCUGAAUUUAGAAUGGUAACAUUUUUAGGUAUGGUAAAGCUAUUUUAUAUUUUUUUAGAUGUUUUUGUUGUUCCCUCUGAGCUCUGCAUGAUUGGAGUGAUGGUAGCAUUACAGGUUGAUGCAUAUGAAAACCAAACCCAAUUAAUAUUUUUAAGACAUUCAAAUAUUUAUAAAAUAGCCUUCCUGUAGCAUAUGUUGUAUAUACAGAAUACUUGAGGGGGUGGUAUAAAAGGUUUAAUCAACACUUG
Molecule: messenger RNA, 8042 nt
Organism: Chelonia mydas (Green sea turtle)
Lineage: Eukaryota; Metazoa; Chordata; Testudines; Cheloniidae
Gene: GPR17
Product: G protein-coupled receptor 17
Exons: 3
Coding region: 486-1502 (338 amino acids)
Biological process (GO): phospholipase C-activating G protein-coupled receptor signaling pathway; positive regulation of Rho protein signal transduction
Cellular component (GO): membrane
Molecular function (GO): G protein-coupled receptor activity
Source: RefSeq, a predicted model, not a curated record